Drosophila busckii is the source of this 5942-nucleotide messenger RNA. It is a transcript of the gene Shab, whose product is annotated as potassium voltage-gated channel protein Shab. The transcript has 14 exons. Bases 784 to 5628 code for a protein of 1614 amino acids. The record is from RefSeq and is a predicted model, not a curated record. Gene Ontology annotation, cellular component: voltage-gated potassium channel complex; membrane. Lineage: Eukaryota; Metazoa; Arthropoda; Insecta; Diptera; Drosophilidae. Gene Ontology annotation, molecular function: protein binding; delayed rectifier potassium channel activity. Gene Ontology annotation, biological process: protein homooligomerization; potassium ion transmembrane transport.
AAUUAUUAUUUUAUAAACAGUCUGAAACGGACGUGUUGCUGCAUGCUCGUGCGUGUCUCUUGGUAUUGCAUUAGAGUUGUUUCAAAAAUUUUCGCGUAAAUAAACGCAUGCGGUUGUGAAUGAAAUUUAUGGAGCAAGCAAACUGAAAAUGAAAAGUGUAAGCGCGUGUAAGAAAUUCAACAUAAAAUAUCAACAAAUGCGCCACAGUGCGUUGCGUGGUGUUUGAGCAAAAGUUUUUCAACUCUCUAAAAAAAAAUUACACACUCUUAAACUCAACUAUCUAACUAUAUGCUAUAUAUAUAACGCUAACUAUAUAUACACAGCCAGUGCGUGUAAUACAAGCCUGCUAACUAAACGCGUUUGUAGUACCUUAACCCACAAAAUGCUGCCAAUUUUCGCCUAAGCCAGUCGCAGUUCAACUAUCCCCAAAUAGCAACAAUAACAACAACAACAACAAAUAAACUGUGAUCAUAGACUAAUAGCAACAACAAAAGGAAGAAGCAGAACAACGAGCAGCAGCAUAAAAGACAUGAAGCUUGACACUUGCCAGCAACACGAGCCAAAGCAACCACAGCCAGCAACCACAAACGAGCAGCAAUUGUUCAAUUUAUAGAUCUGCAGUUGGGAUUGAUUAAUAGCGUAAGCAAUUGGCAGCAGCUACAGCAACAGCAAACACUAGCAGCAGCAACAUUGUGGAACAGACAACGACAGUUGGUGGUGUUGUUGUUGUUCUAAACUGGCGGCUGUAAUGCACAACAAUUGAACGCGAUGUAGCGCAGACUUAUGGUCGGCGAACGCGACAGGGACCGUGAGGCGGUACGCUGGGCAACGGGUGAAUCAACACCGCUUCAAAACAAUAAUGGAGUGUUACAAAUGGUCGGGCAAUUGCAUGGUGGACAGGCUGCUAGCCAACAACAGCAACAACAACAACAACACAAGCAACAACAGCAACAACAACAGCAACCAAAGCAAGAGCUGUUCUAUCAGCAACACAGCAACGAGACAACUGCGCGUGGAUUGCAAUUUGCGUGCACAGCCGACGGCAGCGAUAAUCAGCCCUAUUACGAUCCAAGCGGUAAUGUCGAUUGGGAUAGAGCAGCGAUGGGAGCCGGUGGAGCUAGUUCAUAUGGUUGCGUCGGUGGAACUAUCACAGCAACUGGCAGCAUUGCUUAUAACGCUAACACAGCUGCUGCCGGCGGCGCUCUUAACCACAACCAUCGCCACCUGGACUAUGCUGAUGGCGGCCACGCUGCUGGCCCAUCCGCCGCCGCGGCAGCAGCAGCAGCUGUGCAACAUGCUCUGGGAGCUAGUGCAACGUCAAGUGGCAUGCAGCAGCAGCAGCAAAUCGCAAAUGCUGGCGCCGGCACAGGUGCCAUUGGCAAAGAAGUUCGUUACGCUCCAUUCCCAGUUACAUCACCAACGCAUUCAAAUCCCACAACUUCCCAGCAGAUUCUUGCGCAGCAGCAGCAGCAACAGCAGCUGCAACAACAAAUUGCACUUAGUGGUGUGGGUGGUGGUGGUGGGGGAGCCGGCAGCGGCAUUGGUGGUGGCAGCAUUGGCGGCCCCACUGGCAGCAGCAGCAUCGGCACCGGCGGCGGCGGUGGCGGUAUUGGCAUUGGCAUUGGUGGCGUUGUUAUGCUGCCGCCCGGCGCCGGCUCACAAGCUGGGCUUAGCCAUAGCAAUACAACGGGCGCUCUACAGCGGACACAUUCCAGAUCCAUGUCCUCCAUACCGCCGCCGGAGCCGUUUAUGAUAGCGCAAUCGAAACAAAUCAACAGCCGCGUCUCCAUCAAUGUGGGCGGCGUUAAGCACGAAGUGCUCUGGCGCACGCUCGAGCGCCUGCCACACACCCGCCUGGGCAGGCUGCGUGAGUGCACCACACACGAGUCGAUCAUUGAGCUGUGCGACGAUUAUUCGCUGGUCGAUAACGAAUACUUUUUCGAUCGUCAUCCAAAGAGUUUCAGCUCCAUAUUAAAUUUCUAUCGCACCGGGAAACUGCACAUUGUGGAUGAGAUGUGCGUGCUUGCGUUUAGUGAUGAUCUGGAGUAUUGGGGCGUCGACGAACUGUAUUUAGAGUCAUGCUGUCAGCACAAGUAUCAUCAGCGCAAGGAGAAUGUGCACGAGGAGAUGCGCAAGGAGGCCGAAUCGUUGCGUCAGCGGGAUGAGGAAGAGUUUGGCGAAGGUAAAUGCGCCGAAUACCAAAAGUAUCUGUGGGAGCUGCUGGAGAAGCCGACAACAAGCUUUGCCGCGCGGGUUAUCGCAGUGAUAUCCAUACUAUUCAUAGUCCUGUCUACCAUAGCCCUGACGUUGAACACCCUACCACAACUACAACACCUUGACAAUGGUACACCACAGGAUAAUCCGCAAUUGGCAAUGGUUGAGGCCGUGUGUAUUACGUGGUUUACCCUAGAGUAUAUACUUAGAUUUAGCGCCUCGCCGGACAAGUGGAAGUUCUUUAAGGGCGGCCUUAACAUAAUCGAUCUAUUGGCAAUACUCCCAUACUUUGUUUCGUUAUUUUUAUUGGAAACGAAUAAGAAUGCAACGGACCAGUUCCAGGAUGUGCGCCGGGUGGUGCAAGUAUUUCGCAUUAUGCGCAUCCUGCGAAUCCUUAAGCUGGCCCGUCACUCAACGGGCCUGCAGUCGUUAGGCUUUACGCUGCGUAACUCAUAUAAGGAACUCGGUCUACUAAUGCUGUUCCUGGCCAUGGGCGUUCUCAUAUUUUCUUCGCUGGCAUAUUUUGCCGAAAAGGAUGAAAAGGAUACAAAAUUCGUUUCAAUACCGGAAACAUUUUGGUGGGCGGGUAUUACAAUGACAACUGUUGGCUACGGGGACAUCUAUCCCACAACUGCACUGGGAAAGGUUAUUGGUACUGUGUGUUGCAUAUGCGGUGUUCUGGUAAUCGCUUUGCCUAUUCCCAUCAUCGUUAACAAUUUUGCUGAAUUUUAUAAGAAUCAGAUGCGACGCGAGAAGGCCCUCAAGCGACGCGAGGCGCUCGAUCGUGCCAAACGCGAGGGUAGCAUUGUCUCCUUCCAUCAUAUCAAUCUCAAAGAUGCUUUCGCCAAAUCCAUGGAUCUCAUCGAUGUCAUCGUUGACACAGGCAAACAAACAAAUGUUGUGCAUCCGAAAGGUAAAAGACAAAGCACCCCCAAUAUAGGCAGGCAAACUCUUGAUGUGCAAACUGCGCCAGGCCACAAUCUCAGCCAAACGGAUGGGGAUGGCAACAGCACCGAAGGUGAAUCGACCAGCGGCCGCAAUCCGGCAACGACAGGCACGGGCUGCUACAAGAACUACGAGCAUGUCGCCAAUUUACGCAACUCCAACAUGCAGCACCGUCGCGGCUCUAGCUCUGAACAGGAUGCUGUGCCUCCCUAUAGCUUUGACAAUCCCAAUGCCAGGCAAACCUCCAUGAUGGCCAUGGAAAGCUAUAGACGCGAACAGCAGGCAUUGCAGUUAGCACAUCAGCAACAUCAACAGCAGCAGCAGCAGCAACUACAACUACAACUACAACAGAAGCCACAACAACUAGUGGCCGCUGCGGCUCCUGCUGCUGCUGGUGGCGGCGGCGCCACAGGUGUGGCAAACAAUCUGGCGCUUGUGGCAGCCUCAAGUGCUGCCACCGCGGUGGCAACUUCAAGCAGCGCAGCAGGCGCAACAGAAGCACCAGCUGAGGAUGCCAUGACUUUGGCCUCAAACCAAAAGGGAUUGCCCAUUCAGAUGAUGAUAACACCUGGGAUUUUACGGGGACGCAGUAAGGAGGAAGUGGCUGAAUUGCGACGCCAGGUAGCGCUUGAGAAUCUGCAAAACCAGCGCAUGGACAAUCUGGAGCAGGAUGUGCCCGUGGAGUUUGAAUGCUGCUUCUGCACAACAAAGGACUUCAAGGAGUACACGGAUGCCGAGGGCGUGAUAUCGCUGCCAACCUCCGAUUUCCAUAAGCCCAUAUGCCUGGAAAUGCGCGCAGCCAAUCGUCAAGCGCUGCUGCCGGCAGCAGCAACAGUUGCAGCUGCAACACCAGCAGCAGCAGCCAUAGGCGCGCCACCAGCUUAUACCAAUGCCAGCUUGGUGCCCAUCAUUUCACAGUGCUCCUCCACUUCAUCCUCAUAUGGCACAACAACUUCCACGACCAUUGCGCUGCCGCUAGAUGGCGCCGCACGCUUUGCUGCGCCCAUUGCCAGCAACUUUAAUCACAAUUUCAACAACAAUUUCAAUACAACAACAGUUGGCGCUGCGGCCAAUGGGCUGCUGCUCUUUGGCAAUGGCAGCUACAUGACCACAGCCAAUGGCAAUGGCAGCAACAACAACAACAACAAUGCGGAUUUGGCCAGCGUCGAUAGCUCCGAUACCUACGCCAGCUGCCAGACGCAUCCGUUUUUGUCACAGGGCGAUCUAACAGCGGAUUUCAAUGAUGAGGCCUGCGCACUGGACAUCGAUAUGGAUAAUCUGUAUAUAAAUCCGCUGGAAAAGGAGAAUGGGCGUAAUAUAAGCAGCUCCACAGGGUUUAUAGUGGGUUUGCCAGCCACCAUAGGCGCCACGGGUUUGUCCAUGCGCGCGCAGGUUAAGAAAAGCACCUCGGGCGACACAGCGCUGCGUAAUCUUGCUGCGGGCGGGCUCAGUCCGCUCGAUGAUGUCUAUCAAAACUUUGAUGUGCAGGAGCGCGGCAGUCGCGUCAGUCUCAAUGAGAACUCAGUGCCAAAGCAUCGCAAGACGCGUUUCCAGCAAAGUUUCACAGCCAUGCGGCCGACCAGCGCUAAGCCGCGUGCGCGCUUCGAGGACACCAAGCUCUGCGAUGAUAAUCUGCAGCUCGAUGGCGCCGCUGCCAGCAGCAGCAGCAAUCAGAAGAAAAAGCGCUCGGCGUUUAUGCCGGGCAAGAGCUUAGCCACUGCCACCAAGCUGAUCAAUCAGCGUUUGUUUGGCAUACAGAAUGCGGGUGCCAAAGCUAAAUUCGAAAGCAAGCAUUCCUCAUCGAUAGACUCGAUUGAUGCAUCGCCCAAUCUGGAGCAUCACAGGCGCUCCAAAUCGAUACUGAAAAACAAGUCUGACGUCUCACGCGUGCUGUCCGAUCCCGAAAGCGAGCGUCUAUUGGCGGACAACAUGUCCGGCUCCGGAGUCUCCGACAAUGGCACCGUUAUGGGCGAAUCUGGCAGCGAUUACUCACCGAAUAAAUUACCUCAUUCAGUUUUAGCCAAGUCUGUAUCCCCACCACCCCUUAGGCAUCGCACGCUAAUGCAUCAACGCUCCGGACCAGCCACGCUGCAAUCGAAGCCCACGAAAUUCCAAACGCCACGUUAUCCCGAGGAGCAGGCACUGCGCCAAGUCAAGCCGCUGCUUGCACGCAGCUCCGCUGCAGCGGCGCAGUCGCUGUCCACAGAUGGCCGCCAAACCCGAGACAGCAGUCUGGACUCCGAGACAACGUUCAUCUCAACGGCCAGACCCUGCCCCGAAGCGUCGGCGGCAAUGGCAACGCUUGCAACGCAGGAGCCGGAACUGGAAGCUGAAGGCGAUGGCGAGGGCGAAGGCGAGGCCAAUGAUGAGCAGCGUGCGCUGCUGCAGCCGCGUGGAGCAGAUGGCGGCGAAGCAGGCAGCAGCGGAGCAGCUGAGAGGCCCAAUGCAGGCGCUGGCGGUGCCACGUAGCAAUUAGAUUAAAGACAAACACCAAGAGCGCUUAGUAGUUAUAUACUCUAUAUACAAAAAUCUAAAUCUAAAUCCUAAAAAUCUGUGCAACCAAAAAAAUACUCAAAGUGAUAGCAAAGUUAGCGAACAAAAAAUGGAAUGUGAAUUAUAUAAAAGCAAUGAACAGUAUCCUAGUUUAAAUUGACAAGCUGCAACUGAGCAAAGCGUUGAAGUUGCAUAUUUUUACAACGUACUGUAAAGCACUUAAAUUCUACUAAAUACAAAAGCUAUGCAAAGCCUGCGAAAGUUAAGCAACAAAUUCAUAAAAAAUAUAU